AACAGUACAAAAAUAAAUAAUUUUAUAAAAAAGUAAAACCAAAAGCUUUUAAAGUUUCAUAGACUGUUAUAAAGAAGUUUUGACAUAUGCUUUUCAUCAAUACGGUUAUGCAAUAGUGGAAAAGUUGAUUGCAGUUGAUUGCACCGGCAUAUAAGUGUGUUUUCGAAAUGAACGCAGAGACAGAUACACAUCAGAAUGGCCAAUCCAAAACGAAGGACACAAAUGGACACGGUGCAGUUGGUUCUGAUUAUGAUCCGCAUCUACAUCGCAAUGUACAAAAUCCCACUACAACUUUGCAAACAUUUGCACAUUUCCUGAAAGCCUCAGUAGGAUCGGGUGUUUUGGCAAUGCCGAGUGCUUUUGCAAAUGCUGGCUACAUCGCUGGACCCGUACUGACGCUAAUCAUUGGUUGCAUCGCUGUACAUUGCCUACACAUACUGAUAAACUCCAUGUACGAGCUGUGCAAGCGGAAACGUGUGCCAUACCUAACGUUCUCCGAGGCAAUGACGAUUGCUUUGCAUGAGGGCCCACCUAUUUUCAAAUGUAUCUUACCAAUAGCAACUCCACUCGUCGACGGCUUUCUCGCCUUCUAUCACUUUGGCAUCUGUUGUGUGUAUGUGGUAUUCAUAGCGGAGAAUAUCAAGCAGAUUGUCGAUGAGUAUCUGGUGGUUUUGGAUGUGCGGCUGCAUAUGUGCUUCAUUUUAAUACCGUUAUUUCUGCUCUACAGCAUUAGAACUCUGAAAACUUUGGCGCCUUUCUCAACGUUUGCCAAUCUACUGCUCUUUGUGGGUUUUGGCAUUGUGCUUUAUUAUAUUUUCGCAACGUUGCCGCCGAUUAGCACACGCCAACCGUUCCAGGUUGUUUCUCGCUUACCAAUUUUCUUUGGCACCGUGCUGUUCGCCAUUGAAGCCGUCGGUGUGAUUCUCGCUAUUGAAGAGAAAAUGGAGAAACCCAAGUCUUAUAUUAAGCCUUUCGGUGUAUUGAAUGUUGGCAUGGCAAUUGUGCUCAGUUUGUAUAUUCUACUGGGAUUCUUUGGUUACUGGGAGUACGGUGACGCUGCUUUGGGCAGUGUGACUUUAAAUAUACCACAGCAGAAAAUUUUAGCUCAGGUCGCGAAAAUUAUCUUCGCCAUCACCACGUGGAUUACAUAUGCAUUACAGGGUUACGUUACGGCCGAUAUUAUUUGGAAUAAAUAUCUUUCGCAGCGCAUAAAAGACACCUCCAAGCAUGUGUUUUACGAGCUUCUGAUAAGGGGCGGCAUUGUUUUGCUGACGUUUUGCUUUGCUGUGGUAAUACCGAAUUUAUCGCUCUUCCUAUCGCUUGUCGGCUCAUUUUGUCUGUCUAUACUGGGUUUGAUUUUCCCCGCCUUGCUGCAGAUCUGUGUACAAUAUGGCCUGGGAUAUGGCGUUUGGAAGCUGAAAUUGAUGAAAAAUCUAUUUUUAAUUGCAUUUGGCAUAUUCGGUGGCAUCAUUGGCUCCUACGUUAGUAUCGUACAGAUUAUCGAAAGCUAUAACACGUAAAGUACGUAACUGUAAAGGGGAAUUAAAAAAAAUUAAUUUAAUUGUUAA
This is a messenger RNA of Bactrocera tryoni, 1568 nucleotides long. Its product is annotated as proton-coupled amino acid transporter-like protein CG1139. Bases 168 to 1520 code for a protein of 450 amino acids. The transcript has 9 exons. The record is from RefSeq and is a predicted model, not a curated record. Gene Ontology annotation, cellular component: vacuolar membrane. Gene Ontology annotation, biological process: amino acid transmembrane transport. Gene Ontology annotation, molecular function: amino acid transmembrane transporter activity. NCBI's taxonomy places the organism in Eukaryota, Metazoa, Arthropoda, Insecta, Diptera, Tephritidae.